Molecule: messenger RNA, 1779 nt
Organism: Pyrus x bretschneideri (Chinese white pear)
Lineage: Eukaryota; Viridiplantae; Streptophyta; Magnoliopsida; Rosales; Rosaceae
Product: F-box protein At1g47056-like
Exons: 1
Coding region: 1-1635 (544 amino acids)
Biological process (GO): SCF-dependent proteasomal ubiquitin-dependent protein catabolic process
Cellular component (GO): SCF ubiquitin ligase complex
Molecular function (GO): protein binding
Source: RefSeq, a predicted model, not a curated record
AUGGGCCAGUCAUCCUCGGCGGCCGCAAAUUCAAGCCGCCGUGACAGCAACAACCACAGCCAUCGAUCCAAGUCCAAAGCAACGGCCGCGAUCUCCCCGAUGCUGCAGGCCGACGAGGAACGUUCUGGGAUCGUCGACGUGGCGUCCGAUUUAAUCUCCGAUCUUCCCGACGAGUGCUUGGAUUUAAUCUCCGAUCUUCCCGACGAGUGCUUGGCCUGCAUAUUCCAGUUCCUCGGGUCCGGCGACCGGAAACGUUGCUCUCUGGUUUGCCGACGGUGGCUAAGGAUCGAGGGACAGAACUGUCACCGUCUCUCCCUCAACGCCCAAUCGGAUCUCCUCCCCAUCAUCCCUUCCCUCUUCUCCCGCUUCGACGCCGUCACCAAGCUCGCCCUCAAAUGCGACCGCAGAUCCGUCAGCGUCGGCGACGAGGCACUCGUCCUCAUUUCUAUGCGAUGCCGUAACCUCACGCGCCUGAAGAUCCGCGCGUGCCGCGAGUUGACCGAUGCUGGGAUGAUGUCGCUCGCCAAAAACUGCAAAAGGUUGAAGAAGCUGUCGUGCGGGUGGUGCAUGUUCGGAGCCGAAGGAAUGAACGCAGUACUAGACAAUUGCUCGGCGCUCGAAGAAUUAUCGGUGAAGCGGCUCCGUGGCAUCACCGACGGAGCGGCCUCGGAGCCGAUCGGGCCCGGAGUGGCUGCCGCGUCGCUCAAAACGAUUUGCCUGAAAGAACUCUACAAUGGACAGUGCUUCGCGCCCUUGAUAAUGGGCACGAAGAAACUGAGGACUCUGAAGCUCUUCAGGUGCACCGGCGAUUGGGACAAACUUCUGCAAGUGAUAGCGGAGCAAGUGACCUCCAUGGUUGAGAUCCACCUGGAAAAGCUUCAGGUCAGCGAUGUAGGACUGGCCGCCAUCUCCAAUUGCUUGGAUCUGGAGAUUCUGCACCUGGUCAAGAGCCCCGAGUGGACCAAUGUAGGAUUGGUCUCCGUCGCCGAACGCUGCAAGCUGCUAAGGAAGCUUCACAUCGACGGAUGGAAGGCUAAUCGAGUAGGCGACGAGGGUUUAGUCUCGGUGGCAAAGAACUGCUCCAACCUUCAGGAAUUGGUGCUAAUCGGUGUGAAUCCGACCAAAGUGAGCUUGGAGGCAUUGGCUUCCAAUUGCCCCAAUCUCGAAAGGUUGGCAUUGUGCGAAAGCAUCACCGUGGGCGAUGUGGAGAUUUCGUGCAUUGCGGUGAAGUGCGUGGCGUUGAAGAAGCUCUGCAUAAAGAACUGCCCAGUCUCGAACAUCGGCCUCGAGGCAUUGGCCAGUGGUUGCCCUAACAUGGUGAAAGUGAAGCUCAAGAAAUGCAGAGGAGUAACAGCAGAAGGAGCUGAUUGGUUGAGGGCAAGUCGGCCUUUGCUGGCUGUGAAUUUAGAUACAGGUGAAACAAUCCAAGAGGCCGCCAUCGAUAACUCCGAUGUGGCCCACAAUAACUCCGUCGAGUUACCGCCGAUGGCCAUCCAACCGGCGUUUCCGGCCAUUGCCUCAAGCAGUGCAGGGCGGUCGACGUCGUUUAAGUCGAGGUUAGGACUUUUGACCGGGAGGAGGGGUUUUGUGGCUUGCACUCUGAGAAGGUGGUCGUCAAGUCGGAAUAAUAGUUAAGUGUUGUUGAAAUUGAACCGUACAGUUGAUCGUUCAUUUUUUUGCUGCAUUAUUUGGAUUCUGACCUUUUUUAUCUACUUGAUUUCAUGUUUGUGUGCUGUUUAGUGCCUUUUUCUGAAUCCAAUUUUCUUACUAUUUUUUUUA